Protopterus annectens (West African lungfish) is the source of this 1803-nucleotide messenger RNA. RefSeq names its product SCAN domain-containing protein 3-like. Lineage: Eukaryota; Metazoa; Chordata; Ceratodontiformes; Protopteridae. The transcript has a single exon. The coding region runs from base 1 to 1803 and encodes 600 amino acids. The record is from RefSeq and is a predicted model, not a curated record.
AUGACGAUACGUAACAGAGACAUUGUUGGUAAAGGCAAAGUCAUUCGACGCUACCAAGACAGUUACUUAACUUAUGGAUUUACAUGUGUUGAGAAGCAAGGCAUUCCACAACCGUUAUGUGUAAUAUGCGGGGACAUUCUUGCAAACGAAGCGAUGGUACCAAGCAAGAUGCAACGCCAUCUACAUACAAAGCACAAGACUUACACAGGUAAAAAUGAGACAUAUUUUAAACGUUUAUUAGAUGGGCAGCAGAAGCAAGCGCAUUUGUUUACUAAGCAUCUUACGGUUACAGACAAAGCGCAGCUAGCUAGCUUUCAAGUCGCAGAGUUAGUUGCCAAAAGAAUGAAACCACACAACAUUGUGGAGUCUUUGAUUAUGCCUGCAUGCAGAGUUAUGGUGAAAACAAUGCUUGGAGAAGAUGCAGAGAAAGUUAUAUGUAAAAUGCCAUCAUCAAAUAACACAGUUGCUAGACGGAUCGAAAUGAUGUCAGAGGAUAUCAGCAGCAGUGUGUGCAAUUUGCUUCAGACUUGCAAACGAUUUGCGCUACAGAUUGAUGAAUCUAUAGAUGUAAGUGGAAAAGCUCAGUUAAUGGCCUUCGUAAGGUUUUCAAAUGGAACAAAAAUGUUAGAGCAAUUCCUAUUUUGUAGAGAACUGAUAGAAACAAAAGGAGAGGAUAUCUUCAAAUGUGUGUCACAGUUCUUUGUCCAGAAUGGUUUACUGUGGGAAUGGUGCGUGGCUGUGUGCACGGAUGGAGCUCCAUCGAUGACAGGAAAUCUGCGUGGUUUUGCAAGUAUGACAAAACGCGAAAAUCCUAACAUUGUCACAACUCAUUGCUUCAUUCACAGGGAGGCACUUGUAAGUAAGACAAUGGGUACCGAUCUUCAGUCAGUCUUAAAUGAUGUGAUUAAGAUGGUAAACUUCAUAAAAGUUCGACCAGUCAAGUGCAGAGUUUUCGAGAUGUUAUGCAAGGACAUGGGGGCAGACCAUUAUACACUUUUGAUGCACACAGAUGUAAGAUGUCUAUCCAAAGGAAAAGUUCUGUCGAGGAUAUACGAGCUAAGAGAUGAACUAAGCGUGUUCUUCCUAACUGAGCAAGUUAAACAGAACUUUGUUCAAUUGUUGAGUGAUUCCACCUGGUGCAGCAAAUUAGCGUACCUAGUUGACAUUUUUGAAGUGUUAAAUGCACUGAAUUCGAGUAUGCAGGGCAACAAAUCAAACAUACUCUCUGUUACUGACAAACUAUGCGCAUUUCGUCAGAAACUUCAAAUGUGGUCACAUGAAAUAGAAGCAACUAAUUCAGUAGCUAUGUUUCGUCGUGCUGUUGAAGUUGAUCCUGGUGCAGUUGUGUUACAUGACAUAGUUAUUGAACAUUUAUCACAGUUGCAUGACAAGUUGCAACACUACUUUCCAAGUCUAACUCUUUUGGACAAAGAUUGGAUCAGAAACCCAUUUCAUAUCCAAGUUGAUAUGUCUGGCUUACAAUUACUGGAAAAGGAACAGCUUAUUGACGUUGCAGCUGACAGUACACUGCGACUGAAGUUUCUGGAAAUGAAUUUAGUAGAGUUCUGGAUUAUGGUUGAAAAAGAAUACACAUUGAUAGGCAGUAAGGCAGUCGGAAUACUGCUUCCCUUCAGCACUACUUACCUGUGUGAGAAGGCAUUUUCAGCAAUGACACUUAUCAAAACAAAACACAGAGGGUGUUUACAAGCACUUGAAAACGACUUACGAGUGCGUCUGUCAACUGCCGUUAACGCUCAAAUUGAAAAACUUUCACGGUCCUUGCAAAGCCAACCGUCACAUUAA